GGAAAACUUUUUCUCCUCCCCCCUUCUUAUUUUCCCCCUAGGGGCAACUGCUUUUUUUCUGCUGCAGGGAGUGUAAGGGUUUUUGUGGGGUUUUUUUCCUCCCCCUCCACCCUCAUUCAACUCUAUCUGUCUAGUGUGGAGAAAACCCCUCUAGCCAGUAUGUGAGCAGGAGGGUCAAAGGCAAAGGGAAAGUUAAUAAUGCCUGCUAAUGGUACUAACAAUUCAGGAUGAAUCUUGUCAAAAGUUUUUCUGAAAGUGUGGGUCUUUGAUUGUGUGUUUCCUGACAGCAAGACCAAUCAUUUCCGUUUAUUCACUGGCUAAACCCCUACUUGAUUGGGGACAAGGACAGAAACCAUCCAUUACGAUCUGAUAUAUUAUCCAAACAAUUUAGUGUAUUCAUGAGGUAACCGAAACGUGGGGGCUGCGAAAUUACCCGUAAUCAAUUGCAACGGCGAGUGUGCGUCCCCCCGGGUGUCGGACAACUAGACUCGCCGUCUCAGUAACAGGCGGGAGCCGCAGCAUUUCGGAGUUGCGCUGCUAGCUACCUGAUCGCCAGGCUGGGGACACUGGACGUGCUCAGAGGACGCGGGCGCUGACGAGGCGGCCUCGCCGCUGCUCCACCGGGAUCCUGGACCAGACCCGCCGUCUCUCGGCGAGCGCGCCACUCGCCGGUCGCCGCUGACCCGCCCGCGGCCGCCGCAGCCGCCCCGCGGGGACAUUCAUUCUUGCAGCUUGCCUCUCGGGCCAGGCGUAGGGACUGCAUUGUAGGGGUUUUAUCCCCCCUCUGCCUCUUUUUUUUCCCUUCUUUCUCGUUUUUUUCUUUUUUGGUUGCUCUUGCUUCUCCUAUGUUCGGGAAACCAGACAAAAUGGACGUUCGGUGCCACUCGGACGCAGAGGCUGCCCGGGUCUCGAAGAACGCGCACAAGGAGAGCCGGGAGAGCAAGGGCGCGGAGGGCAACCUCCCUGCCGCCUUCCUCAAGGAGCCGCAGGGCGCCUUCUCGGCGUCGGGCGCCGCGGAAGAUUGUAACAAAAGUAAAUCCAAUUCCACUGCCGAUCCCGAUUACUGCCGCCGGAUCCUGGUUCGAGAUGCCAAGGGUUCCAUCCGAGAGAUCAUCCUGCCCAAAGGCCUGGACCUGGACCGGCCCAAGAGGACGCGUACGUCCUUCACGGCGGAGCAGCUCUAUCGGCUGGAGAUGGAGUUCCAGCGCUGCCAGUAUGUGGUGGGCCGCGAGAGGACGGAGCUCGCCAGGCAGCUCAACCUCUCCGAGACCCAGGUGAAGGUCUGGUUCCAGAACCGGCGCACGAAGCAGAAGAAGGACCAGGGCAAGGACUCGGAGCUGCGCUCGGUGGUAUCAGAGACGGCGGCCACGUGCAGCGUGCUUCGGCUGCUGGAGCAGGGCCGCCUGCUGUCGCCGCCCGGCCUGCCUGCGCUGCUGCCGCCAUGCGCCACGGGCGCUCUUGGCUCGGCGCUACGCGGGCCCAGCCUGCCGGCCCUGGGCGCGGGUGCCGCCGCGGGCUCGGCCGCCGCCGCCGCCGCCGCCGCCCCGGGUUCGGCCGGCGCCGCGUCCCCGCACCCGCCGGCCGUGGGCGGCGCUCCGGGUCCCGGUCCCGCCGGGCCAGGGGGACUGCACACGGGCGCGCCGGCCGCUGGCCACGGCCUCUUCAGCCUGCCCGUGCCCUCGCUGCUCAGCUCCGUUGCCAGCCGCCUCUCCACCGCCCCGUUGACAAUGGCCGGUUCUCUCGCCGGGAAUUUGCAAGAACUCUCCGCCCGAUACCUGAGCUCCUCGGCCUUCGAGCCUUACUCCCGGACCAACAAUAAAGAAGGAGCCGAGAAAAAAGCGCUGGACUGAUUUUAAGUGUUUCCCUGUAUUUAUAUUUAUAGUAUCUAUUGUGGUGAUAUUUAUGGACUCACGCGCGUUAGGCGCCCGGGGCUCCGUUGCUGGGCUCCCGGCUCCCACGAGGCCUCUGACAGCUCUCCUUCCCCACCAGGCUCUGCUACCAAUAUUAUCUCAUUUGGGCUAUUUUUUUUCUCUUUCCUCCGUGUCCCCCCUUCCCCCUUCCUUAAUCCAGGAAAAUCCAAAGAAUUGGGGAAAACGCCCGAGUUAGUCAACCUGAUGCCCGGCCCUGGAAGGGAAAGACUGGUUCUAAGUCCAAAGCACAGGACACCUGCUCUAGAUGGGGCCGCUGCUGCCGCUGAUUAUUCUCAUGAAUAUUUGAAAGAAGAAAGCUGCGCACAGACCCCAGCGGCUGAAAAGGCUGGCAGGUUUCGUUAGACCAAAAAAAGAGGACUUUCCUUUCUGUCGCCAGAGAAACCAGGGCUUUGGGGAGCCCCUUGGCCCCACUUUGCGGACCUCUUGGGAGAGCCGCUGCACACGCAGCUUUCUGGCUGGACAAAUCCUAACGAGUUUUCUCCCCUUUAGGGAAACUCCAAUCACAGCCACUGCCGACCCCAGGAGACAAUGAACCAAACAUCAAGGUAGGCAACGGUGGUAAUAAAUUUGAUCUAAUCAGCAAUAAAACAAGAGUAGUAAGUACAUAAAACCAAAUGAAGUGGAACUAGUUUUUAAGUACUCAUAACAAUGGAGUUUGGAAGGCGUAAGAAAGGAUAAGAGAAUGUGCCGCAGGGCAAUGCAAAAUUAAAGUUCUGGAUGAUACGACGUUAAACAGGAAUUUAAAAGUGAAAAGCAAAAGAAAAGCCAACGCUGCUAAUGAGAGAAAAUUCAGAAUCUUUUCUCCGAGGCUGUUGGGGCGGUAGCCGACAGCUUCACGCUUCUCCAGGAGAGAAAGCAGUGCGGGUUCCGGCAUGUCUCCCCACCGUCUCCCCGACGCGUGGCUCCGGGUAGAAUUGCUGGGUUUGGAAACAAAUCAGUGCCCACUGCCUCCUCUCCCCUAUUCCUGGAUUAGCAAAACCCUUCCAGCACGCAGGAAACGCCCGGAUUUCAGAGCAGCUCUUGGCAGACCGGGAGGCAGGGACGCAGCCGGGGACUUCGGGGCGGCCCGGCCUCCUCGAUCGGUGGUCUCCGUAUCCAGAUCAGCUCCUUGCGUGGAUAGGAAAGGCAUCUCUCCCUAUCCCUCCCUCUAAGAAAAACAACCCACCCAGGGUUUCCAUGGUCCCAAGUCAGAAACCCGGACCGCGACGCCAUCCGGGCCUCACCCUUUACCGCCGCAACAACCGUCCCCCAUUGCCACCGCCACCCGCGUUUUAACCAAAACCACAGACCCAGACGGCGAGAUGCCGCAGUGUCUAGAAUGUAUUCCUCCGUCCGAAGCGAGCGCAGAGCAUUUUAAAAAUAGUAAUUUUAUUGUAAAUUAUUUACGUCGGAAGCU
Molecule: messenger RNA, 3327 nt
Organism: Diceros bicornis minor
Lineage: Eukaryota; Metazoa; Chordata; Mammalia; Perissodactyla; Rhinocerotidae
Gene: VAX1
Product: ventral anterior homeobox 1
Exons: 3
Coding region: 846-1850 (334 amino acids)
Biological process (GO): central nervous system development; brain development; regulation of DNA-templated transcription
Molecular function (GO): DNA-binding transcription factor activity, RNA polymerase II-specific; DNA binding
Source: RefSeq, a predicted model, not a curated record